Messenger RNA from Castor canadensis (American beaver), 2469 nucleotides. It is a transcript of the gene Sec61a2, whose product is annotated as SEC61 translocon subunit alpha 2. NCBI's taxonomy places the organism in Eukaryota, Metazoa, Chordata, Mammalia, Rodentia, Castoridae. Gene Ontology annotation, biological process: protein transport. The record is from RefSeq and is a predicted model, not a curated record. Gene Ontology annotation, cellular component: membrane.
CACGUCCAGAGCCGGCGCCGUAGCCUGAGCCAGGGGAGGCUAGCUAGUGUAGGCAUCGCCGAGGCCGCGGAGCCCCGCCGGGCCUCCCCUGCAGCCGCCAUGGGCAUCAAAUUUUUAGAAGUUAUAAAACCUUUCUGUGCAGUUCUACCAGAAAUUCAGAAACCCGAAAGGAAAAUUCAGUUUAGAGAGAAGGUACUAUGGACUGCUAUAACUCUCUUCAUUUUCUUAGUAUGUUGUCAGAUACCACUGUUUGGAAUCAUGUCAUCAGAUUCUGCAGAUCCUUUCUAUUGGAUGAGAGUUAUUCUUGCAUCCAACAGAGGAACUUUAAUGGAGUUGGGUAUCUCCCCAAUUGUAACGUCUGGUUUGAUUAUGCAGCUGUUAGCUGGAGCCAAAAUCAUUGAAGUUGGAGAUACACCCAAAGAUAGAGCUCUGUUCAAUGGAGCCCAGAAAUUAUUUGGUAUGAUCAUUACCAUUGGGCAAGCCAUUGUGUAUGUCAUGACGGGAAUGUAUGGGGACCCCGCAGAAAUGGGUGCUGGGAUUUGUCUUCUCAUCAUUAUACAGUUGUUUGUUGCUGGUUUGAUUGUGCUGCUGUUAGAUGAGCUGCUACAGAAGGGUUACGGCUUGGGGUCUGGUAUUUCCCUCUUUAUUGCCACCAACAUCUGUGAAACCAUUGUCUGGAAGGCCUUUAGUCCCACUACCAUUAACACUGGCAGAGGUACCGAGUUUGAGGGAGCAGUCAUAGCUCUGUUUCAUUUGUUGGCCACCAGGACAGACAAAGUCCGAGCUUUGAGAGAGGCUUUUUAUCGGCAGAACCUACCCAAUCUCAUGAAUCUCAUUGCAACAGUUUUUGUAUUUGCUGUUGUUAUAUACUUUCAGGGAUUUCGAGUUGACUUGCCUAUCAAGUCGGCCCGCUAUCGUGGGCAAUACAGUAGCUAUCCCAUCAAGCUCUUCUACACCUCCAACAUCCCCAUCAUUCUUCAGUCUGCCCUGGUCUCAAACCUGUAUGUCAUCUCCCAGAUGCUGUCUGUGCGAUUUAGUGGCAACUUUUUAGUCAACUUACUAGGACAGUGGGCCGAUGUCAGCGGGGGAGGACCUGCCCGUUCCUACCCCGUUGGAGGCCUGUGUUACUAUCUUUCUCCUCCUGAGUCCAUGGGUGCCGUAUUCGAGGACCCUGUCCACGUAGUUGUUUAUAUCAUCUUCAUGCUGGGCUCGUGCGCAUUCUUUUCUAAGACAUGGAUAGAGGUGUCUGGUUCCUCAGCCAAAGAUGUAGCAAAACAGCUUAAAGAACAGCAAAUGGUAAUGAGGGGUCACAGAGAUACCUCUAUGGUUCAUGAGCUUAAUAGGUACAUCCCCACGGCAGCUGCGUUUGGUGGUUUGUGCAUUGGUGCCCUGUCUGUGUUAGCCGACUUUCUGGGGGCCAUUGGAUCUGGCACUGGAAUUCUGCUUGCAGUCACUAUUAUUUAUCAGUAUUUUGAAAUAUUUGUUAAGGAACAGGCUGAAGUUGGUGGGAUGGGUGCUUUGUUUUUCUAAAUGUUCAAAUAUUUUUGUGUGUGUGUGAAAGGGAAAAUAUUUUGACACAUUGUUUUUGUCAAAUGAUGCUGUGUCCCUUUUUCUUCCCUCAGUUUGUUUUCAAGUGCUGACUGUCCCAUUUCUGAAAUGGGCAUGAGCUAAGCCUGUGAGCAGCAUUAGUAUCAGCUGCCUUAACACUGAAGUUUACAUGACUUGGUAAAGAUGUCCAGUGUUUUCUGUAAUGCUGGAAACCGAUGCAUCUACACCUUGCUGUGUUGAUCAGGACAGUGGGACAGUGACACGGAUUUGUUGUGCACACAACAUUCAAAACAUUGAAUAUUCCCCACCGUGUUUAAAAAUAAAUAUAGCUCAACUUGCCACUUUCCAGUAUUUUUGAGCCUACCUAAUGAGUUCUGGAACAUUUGUAUCUAAUCUAUAUUUUAGAUAAUUACUUUUUAUACUUUUUUAACUCAUAGUAUCCAUGUUUCCUACCCUCCCGCUCUACACCAUCCCCCCACCCCACCUUUAUUUAUCUCCUCCCAAAACAGCCACUUAGCCCAGAUGGGCACCAUCAAGCAUUGAAGUUAUUUUUGUCACUAGGAACCUCUGCUUCUCGUUACUCUACCUGCUUUUCAUUGCUCCUUUUUUCCCCAGUGACAGCAUAAUCGGUGCUGUUUGACUGUAUUGGCUAUGCCUUCUGAUUCUACCCAGUCACUUGAGAAUACUCCUUAAAAUAUUAUGCCCCAGUUUUCUUUUUCUUUUUUUAAAAAAAAGUCCCUAAAGCAAAGAUCUAAUUCUCAAGCAAUGUCUGUAGUUCAGUGGGGGUGAACAAUGAGUAAUUCAUGCUAGGAAUUUAUGUCUGUUGUACUUAUAGCAGCAACAUGAGUGUAAACAGUAGACAAUAAAGUUUUAUUUAAUAAAACAGUUUCAGGUGUGUUGGAAAAAUAAAGAAAUCUGAUA